This is a messenger RNA of Dermacentor andersoni, 3422 nucleotides long. RefSeq lists its product as uncharacterized. The record is from RefSeq and is a predicted model, not a curated record. NCBI's taxonomy places the organism in Eukaryota, Metazoa, Arthropoda, Arachnida, Ixodida, Ixodidae.
AGCAACUCCACUCAUCGGCGUGGUAAUCCCUGCAGCAGUUCCUCCUCGGCUGCAGGUUGCUAUGCCGUUUGCCAACAAAUGGCAACUAUCCUAACACAUUUCCUUCUUCACCGGUAAUCGCACUCCUCCAUCUCCAUACAGCCAGCUACCUGCUAUCGCUCGAGCCACGUCAUGGCCCUUGUGAUUGUGGGCGUCGCCGCUGGCUUCAUCUCGAUAGCUAGCGCGGAUGCUCCCUUGCAGUUGGAAGGUACGGUAAGGGUGGAUGAACUUGGACAGCGUUGCCGGAAUGAUUGGCACUGCUAUGACCAUAUUGGCAGACAUGUGAUUUGUGUGGAUCGUCGAUGCGUGUGUCGAGAAGGAUACAAACCUGCCAUUGUAGACGGCUGGGUUGAAUGCAAGCCUGAGACCGUGAUAGGUGACAGUUGCUCCUCAGCAAAACCCUGUUCAUUCUAUUCGCGAGCAGUCUGCCUCAAUGGAACAUGUACAUGCAAGGAUGAUACGUACGUUGCAGAUGACCACUGUGAGAAAUUUACCUCAUUUGAAAAGCAAGGAGGGGAGAGCUUCCAUACUACGUCCAAGUUCAACGUCCUCGCUAUCCUCAUGAUUGUUGCCAUUUUGGUUGUGGCACUCCUGUUCCUCGUAAACCAGAGGAACAUGUUCUUCUAUUUUCCAUGCUGCAUGAGAGAUUCUACGCGUGCAGCUCUGCAGCAGACAGCUGCAGUUGGCAUUCCUGUGGAUCAGCACAUUGCUCCGAGCAACAUUCAUGGCAUCCACACCUCAAACUCCCAAGUCUCAUUGAACAUUUACCAGAUGCAGCAAGACAAGCCCCCAUCUUAUACAGAUACGGUGCUCAAUGUGCAAUACCUCCCAUCGUACCAAGAGGCAGCGGCGUCCCCCCCGGUCCCUAAGCCGUCAUGAACCUGUCAUGGGCGAAAUGCAGUGGAACCUAUCCCAGCAAUCCCUGUAUCUCAGUCCUGCAGUGGAAUGCUUCCCACGCCAGAGUCGAGCCACUCCAAGUCAUCAGAGAACCGAGGCAUGCAUGAACACCGCAGCUAAAUUUGACAUGGAACUCGUCGUUCUACUUGUCCCAGUGCAACGCCCACAUCUCCGAGAGCUGUGACUCCACAUCCUCUCAAAGUCUGAACCGUCAACAAGGCGCCAGUUACAGGCACGCUUUGUGCACGGACACAGCUGUCUAGCUGCCACUGCUUCUCCUAACCCGGUGAUGUGAAUGUGCUUCAUGCAAGGCUGUGUACAUGAGCUGCAGUGGCGUAAGCUUUCUAUAGUCCUUUACGGAAAGCUCUGUACUCAAGUUGAACUACGUAAACUUUCGGUAGUUAUUCAUGGAAAGCUGUGUACCUGUGUUGAACUGCGCAAGCUUUCUGUAGUUUGUUGAAAGCCGUGUACCCAAGUUGAACUAAACAAGCUUUCUAGAGUUGUUUCUGCAGCUCUUCCUUUUUGUUCUCCCAUUCUUGUUCAGCAUCGUGUUCACUUCUGUGAUGAGACUUAAGUAUUCCGGAGCCGAAAAGUCAUGAAGCCUACUAAUUUAAGUGGGCAAAUGACACAAUUUCUUCUUCCUCUCUUAUUUUUUAUUUUAUUUAAGUCACUUGUUGGAUUCAUUUUUUUUUUCCAAUAGCUUGUGUUGAGCACCCAGAUUGACAGCAAAGGACCGCCUGUCGUACUGUGGCUGUUAUGUUUACCAGUGUUUACUUCUACAGGCAAAUCUUUUUGACAAAAGAAAUCUGUGCAAAUGUAUGUGAUAAAAGUGCAAGUGGGACUUAAUGAUGUAUAGUCAUGCUAAUUGAAGCAUGGCCAACUACCUUAGACCUUGUACUUAGCAGCUCUCAGUCUUGACUUUAUAGCUUUGCAUCUCGUAGGACCCUUGGGGUUUCUAGACACCAGGAAGUUGCUGGAUCUUGUGAUACCCAAACUGUGCAAUCGUGUUUCUUCGCUUACUGUUUUCAGAUGGUAGUGCCAGGCAGACAAAUAGAAGUUGCUAUCAGUGAUUGAGAGAUGCUGUUAUAGGUACUAUAAAUAGUGAUGAUUAUAGUGACCUACUAUACAAGUGUCAGUCCAACUAUGGAGGUACUAGUAUCACCCUAGAGAGAUUGCAACUUAGUUUUGCUACACCAUGUACAAAUUGUAUGUCUGUGUGUGUGUUUGUGUGCGUGUGUGUCAGAACGUGUUUUUUUCUCGCUGCUGUUCACAAAGCAGAAUAUUGAAAACACCUCUUGGCAGGUGUCAUCACAGUACACUUCUAUGCAAAUAUAUCUAGCUGCGCCAAGUGUAGCCGCACCUGUAAUAACUAGCAACCCAAUGCAGAAGCAAAUUAAGAAAGUAUACAUUGCAUGUAGCACAAUUUUUUAGCUACAUAACCCACACUUGAGUGCUCUUAGCAUUUCUACUUGAGGUAUUACCCUGCAGUGUAUUGUGCUACAUACACAUAGCUUGCGUUAGCCUCUAUGCCUGCCCAGUAAUGGAUAGUAUUUUUUAUAUGAAGCGCUUCUCACAGUGAACCUCACACAUUAUUUCCCAGCAUGCCGCAGGGUUGUUCUGUGCAUUGUUGACGAUGGUACUGUACCACAAAUGGUCACCAAACUUUGUCAGUGCUGUGCCGUUCGUCUAUAAUGUUGUGGUUGUUGGCUUCCAAGCUGUGUAUGACGAAGUUCUCAUCUGUGACCGACACUGUUUUGCAGCCCAAUAUCAUGUCUCUGUCUUUGAUGUUACGAUUGUUAAAAUGAAGCCAACUUCUCAUAGUGUCAGCGUCAUGCCUUUCUCAAAAAUAAAUCUGAUGCCUGUUUUAAUGUCAACCUUUCUCCAGACGAAAAGAAGCUUAUGCCCCUGUGAAAGUAGUAUAGGUCAUGCUAAUGUGGCAUGUGUUUGCUCUUGAAUUUGGCAUGAAAUGCUUAUUCUACACAAAAGGUUGUCAUGUUGCGAAUGCAGACCAAUUAACUUUUUUCAAGUAAUUUUGCGAGCACUUGAGCUGGAAGGCACAGCUUGUGCUGGAGGCAAUGUCUAGCUACCUCUCAAGAUCUGCAAAAUGAUGAGCAACCAUCAUUGUGUAAGAGAUUUCGUUUUGGCUUGUACCUUAUAUUUAAUAUUUUUGUGUUGAGUAUUUUAUUUUUAUCUGCAGGAUUGUUGUUUGUUAGUGCUGUCUGUGUCACCUUCUCCAGAAUUUAUUCGUUAAUUUACACUUUUUGUACCCCGAGUGUGAAUGCUUUUUGCACCACUCGUGAAUAAUAAGUUUACAUGUCCACUAAUUCCUUGUCAGUGAGCCUGUAGUGGCAAAUUGUGCAGCUAAUUGAUGUCAGUUUGCAUUCACUUUGAUUGCACACAGUUUUUUUCCUACUGUUUGUGGUCACAGACAUUGUUUGCAAGGAAUUGUAGUUUGGUCCAAAAAUAAACUGUUCCAAGUUGUUGAA